CUGCGACAGCCAUUUGUCAAGAGACGAGCAAACCUGGCGGCGGUGGGAGAAGCUGUGGACUAUCAGUCACUCCGGACAGUCUCGGCUGUUGUUUCGUUGGACGUGAAUCUCUUUUUAUAUGCGAGAUAGGCUCCAAGUUCAACUGCUCGUCUCCUGGACUCAGCGGCUCGGAAAAGGCGACGCUGCUGUAUCAAGUUGCCUUGCAGAUGCUAGUUAGCUCCCGUGGCUAACGUGGUAGCUGCUGGCUCUGAGCUGCAAACACCGACCGCUUCUGCUGCUGUUGCCGCCGCCGUCGCCGCCGCUGGUGGUGAGAAAGCUGAGACUCGCACAAGGACCGUGACCGUAGCAGAUCCCCUGCGCCCUCGGCCGUAACUAUCAUCGUCGCGGAUUUGGAUACCAGAGGAAUUAAAGCAGAUAAGCCGCCUGUGUUUGUCUGACUUCUCAUCUCGGAGCUUCCCACCUCUUCAUUUCAGCGCUUUGAAUCUUGGGCUGUGGAUAACAAAUCUGUGUACUACAAACAAACCUUCUGAGAAGACCUCCCUCACCUGACAGGAAAAAUCGACCUUUAAAGUGGCAUCUGGAGUAGAGGAGACUGAUUGUGGCUUGACAACAGAAGACAAACAAGGAGGACUCAUGCCAAACCCUUCCCGUCCUCAGACAGCCUAGCGAAGGUCCAGGAGGUAGCAAGCUGGCUAUUGGAAAUGAACCAGGAUCUGCUGUCGGGGGGCAGCAGCAGCAGGCGAAGUCGAGGUCCAGGGGGUCCAGCGGCGCGAGGUAACGCCUCCUCCUCGGCUCGGGCUCCCCAGCAGCCAACGGAGGAGGGCGAUGAAGAUGAGCACAUGAAUCUGGUGGUGGAAGAGAGCAGGCAACUUCAACAGAGACCAGAGGUGUCACACAUAGACGGUGAUGGGGGACCACCAUGGGCUGCCGGCGAAUCGGGAACCAGCAACGGCCCACAGGCAGAAGAAGGCGAGGACGGUCUGCCAAGCGACGUGAACGGAGGCCAGAAGCAAGCCAGGUGGAUGAGUGGGACAGAACAGAGGCGCCCCCGAGGCCAGUCGCUCGGCGACGAAGAGAACGAAGAGGAGAACAACAACAGCAGUCAACAAGAGGACGAGACAGAGGAAAGGACAGAGGGAGGGAGGGAAGAGGAGGAGAGGGAAGAUGGCGAGGAGGAAGAGGAAGAUGAUGAGGAGGAGAUGGACCAAGACAGCGAUGAUUCUGAACAUUCUGCUGAGAGUGGGAGGGAGGAGGACGAAGAGGAGGGGGAAGAAGGGCUGACGUCUCCCACUCUCCGGAACAGUGUUUCUGCCCCCAACAACAACCUGGAUGCAGGUUCUACUCACCAAAGCUCUUCCAACAAGAAGAUGAAGAGGAAGUUUGAUCAUGGCCCUGAAGUCCGAUCCUUCCCUUCAGGCAAGAAACCAUGCAAAGACACGGAAUAUUCCAGCCCAACGGGAAUCGUUCCAUGUCCUGCCACACCCACCACAUUUGGCCAUAUUAGAAAUGCGAACGGUCAGGGGCAACAGAGGCGGCGCAUCACCUCCAUCCAGCCACCCACGGGUCUCCAAGAGUGGCUCCGAACAUUUCAGAGCUGGACAGGCCCAGAAAAGCUGCUGGCGCUGGAUGAGUUGAUUGACAGCUGCGAGCCCACACAAGUGAAGCAUAUGAUGCAGGUGAUCGAGCCGCAGUUUCAGCGCGACUUUAUCUCACUGCUACCCAAAGAGCUGGCUUUGUAUGUGCUGUCGUUCCUGGAACCGAAAGACCUCCUCCAAGCUGCCCAGACGUGUCGAUACUGGCGGAUCCUCGCUGAAGACAACUUGCUGUGGAGGGAGAAAUGCAGGGAAGAAGGCAUCGAUGAGCCGCUGCCUCUCAAGAAGAGGAAAAUUGUCAAGCCCGGCUUCACUCACAGCCCUUGGAAGAGUGCCUACAUCAGGCAGCACCGGAUAGACACUAACUGGAGGAGAGGAGAUCUCAAAUCACCUAAGGUGCUGAAAGGUCACGACGACCAUGUGAUCACUUGUCUCCAGUUUUGUGGCAACCGUAUCGUGAGCGGCUCAGAUGACAACACGUUGAAAGUCUGGUCUGCUAUAACGGGAAAGUGUCUGCGGACGUUAGUGGGCCACACGGGCGGCGUGUGGUCGUCCCAGAUGCGGGACAACAUCAUCAUCAGCGGCUCCACGGAUCGCACGCUCAAGGUCUGGAACGCAGAGACGGGAGAAUGUAUCCACACCCUCUAUGGACAUACCUCAACAGUGCGCUGCAUGCACCUACAUGAGAAAAGGGUGGUCAGCGGCUCUCGCGAUGCCACGCUGCGAGUUUGGGACAUCGAGACUGGUCAGUGUUUACACGUCCUCAUGGGCCACGUGGCGGCGGUGCGCUGCGUCCAGUACGAUGGCCGACGGGUGGUCAGCGGUGCCUAUGACUUCAUGGUCAAAGUAUGGGACCCGGAAACGGAGACCUGCCUCCACACACUGCAGGGCCACACCAACAGAGUCUACUCUUUACAGUUUGACGGGAUCCAUGUCGUGAGCGGCUCACUGGACACUUCGAUACGAGUUUGGGAUGUGGAGACGGGCAACUGCAUCCACACCCUGACGGGGCAUCAGUCCCUCACCAGUGGAAUGGAGCUGAAAGAUAACAUCCUGGUCUCGGGCAACGCAGACUCCACUGUCAAGAUCUGGGACAUCAAGACCGGCCAGUGUCUGCAGACAUUGCAAGGUCCACACAAGCACCAGAGCGCCGUCACGUGCCUGCAGUUCAAUAAGAACUUUGUCAUCACAAGCUCGGACGAUGGGACAGUGAAACUAUGGGACCUGAAGACGGGCGAGUUUAUCCGCAACCUGGUGACUCUGGAGAGCGGCGGCAGCGGCGGCGUGGUGUGGCGCAUCCGGGCCUCCAACACCAAGCUGGUGUGUGCCGUGGGCAGCCGCAACGGCACGGAGGAAACCAAGCUCCUGGUGCUGGACUUCGACGUGGACCUGAAGUGAGUGGGCUGCGGAGGGUCUGUGUGACGCCGGAGAAAAGCAAAACGGAGGAGGAUCCUUCCCCCGCACUCACUAGUCCACCUCCACUUUCGAGCUGUCGGCUGCUCCCUCCUCCAUCACCAUCCUUGUCCAGCGUUGGGUAAAUGUUACUGGCGACCUCCUCGGCUCCCGGCCGACCUCCCGGUCCGAGCCGACGGCAGGGGGGCGGCGCGGCGUCUCGAUUGCCUGCGAAACCGAAGAUGAAGGUUGGACCGACGACUGAAGGCUCUCCGUGCGAGGGCACUUUUGUACAGAGACUUGCCAGACAGAUGUUGAGAUGUACAGAGAUAUAUUAUUUUUGAAUACCCUCCAGGCCCCCGCCCUUCUCAUCAGUGCGCCCACAGAUACACUCACCAGGCCGGCAGAGGUGGCGCUCAGCGGGGGACGUUCAGAGCUGCUCUAGGUGAAGGAGAGGAACCCGGUUUUCCUCUCUCUUCUCCACUUGAUUUGAGGUUUGCUUUGGUUACAGUGCCGCAUGUGGUCACAGCUGUGAAGCUCUUUGUUUUGAAACGUUCUUUUUCCUGACGUUGCCGACGGCAACAGAUCCCAGUAUUAAGCCCCGCACCGUUUGCUGCCAUCACAGGUUUCUUUUCCUCCGUUUGGUUCCCUCGAACAUCAGGCUGUCCGUUUCGUGCUCCGGUGGGUGGCGACACCACCGAGGGGAGGGAGUGUGGUGUCUUUGCUUGAGGAGCUGUCAGGUCUCGCCCUCCGUCAGUGCCCCUCCUCUCCCAGGCCAAACUGUAUUUAUGCUGCUAGCUGAAGGGCGCCAAGACUUGCUGCGACGUUUUAGUCCCAGGCAGAAAUUCCAAAUUUCAACUGUUUGGAGGAGAAACAAAAGAUUUACACCCAGCUUUUCUUUUCUUUUUUUUUUUUUUUUUGCCACUAAAACUUGAGCCAAUCGUGCCUCUACGAGGCUGAGAGGAGGGAGCGUGUCCAACAGAUAGUGACGCCUGCAGAAAGAGUACAAGGGGAUGUAGACUGUGAGAGUGUGCGCGCGCGUGUGUGAGAGUGUGUGUAAUGGGCGACAUGUAAACACAUUCCUGGGGACAAAGCUUUCUCAGCCUGUUCUUUGGGUCAUUGUACAAACGCGGUGUGGCAACAACAACACAAGGGUUGUAUGAAUAUGAACAUGUGAAUGAGAGUUCAGUGUUUCUGUGUGUGUGAGUGUGAGAUUGUCCUUCACUCUGAAGUGUCUGAAGCAACAGAGGAGACCAUCACAAGCAUCUACUGUGUUCCAGCCUCCACCGGAGGGUCAAUAUCGACAAGAAGUCGCCAAAAAAAAGGAAAAAAAAAAAGUCUCAAUCUCCAAAAAGUCACAACUCAAGCUGAACUGUGAAAGUGCUAUAACACUGUAUAUUAAAAAAAAGACAACAAUCUUGUUUAUCUCCUUCUCCUCUCGUUGUGUUCGCCCUCUGGUUAAUUUAUAAUCUGGUUUGAGAAAUCAGAUUUGUUGCAAGUGUUUAUUUCACUUCAUGUAAAACCGCCCGAGAUUAAAAAAAAAAUACAAAAACGCACAGAAAAAACUGUUUGAUUCACUUAGAAUUUUAUUUUCUUAUAACUUAAGUGCAAUAAAAUGUGGGUUUUUCUUUUUUCAUUUCAAGCAUAUCAGUCGUCUGUUUUGUUACCUGUGUGAAGGUCUCUGUUCAAUAAAGCAAAUUAUUUGGUUAAUGAUGUCGACCGGAGCGUAAUUUACGUUUUUUUUUCUUUUUUUUCUUUGACUGUCUGGGUUGACGCUUCAGAAGGAGCUGUCUGUUUUUCAGACUUAAAUGACACUUGAAAGUCUUCGACUGCGGCUCGCUGUCGCACCAGUAGAGGAGACAUGUCACACUAACUGAAAUGUGUAAGUGUCAGGACCAGUUUGUGCCUCCUCCUUGACCCCGCUUUUCAUUGGGACCUGGAGCUUUUCAUAUCUGUAACCAGUGUACUGAGACCGACGUUCUCCCCAGGUUGCCUCAUUAUCAGCAACCUGCUGCCAUGUUUAAACUGCUAUGA
Molecule: messenger RNA, 5018 nt
Organism: Synchiropus splendidus (mandarinfish)
Lineage: Eukaryota; Metazoa; Chordata; Actinopteri; Syngnathiformes; Callionymidae
Gene: fbxw7
Product: F-box and WD repeat domain containing 7
Exons: 15
Coding region: 702-2990 (762 amino acids)
Biological process (GO): proteasome-mediated ubiquitin-dependent protein catabolic process; ubiquitin recycling
Cellular component (GO): nucleus; cytoplasm
Molecular function (GO): ubiquitin binding
Source: RefSeq, a predicted model, not a curated record